UUACAUGUAUGCAGAGAACAAUAAGAAGAAUUCACGUUGCUAUAGAAACUGGAAACCUACACGAAAUCAAGCAGCACAUGAUAAACCGGUUAGCAGAUUCUAGGGACAAAGGUGGUAGAGGACUGUUGCACAAAGCAGUACUUUUUGAAAGGAGAUUCAUAAUCAAAUAUUUUCUUAAAGAGUACCCUGAGAUGGUGCAUUUAAAAGAUAUUGGAGGAAGAACACCCUUACACUGGGCAGUUUGUCUCAAAGAAGGAAAAGAUAUAGAAGAAAGUCUAAUGAAAGCUGGAGCGGAUCCCUCUGCGCGAGACAAGAAAGGAAGAACACCAAGUGAUUAUAGUAAAAUUGCUGAAUCUAUGCAGGGCACUAUACACAAAGAAAGAGUGAAGGACUUUGGAAUAGAGGUAUAUCUGCUUCAAAAGUACAUGGACUUUAAGUUCGCCAUUGAGGCCGGAGAUUUAUCAAAAGUAGAGAACAUACGAAACAGUAUGUACAAGGACAUCAGUCUCAACGAUCUUCAUGUCAAAAUGUACCAAACCAGACCUCCUCCGAAAGACCUAUUGUCGUUGAGUAUUGACAGUUCCCAGGAUCCGAUUGGAAAGUACUUGCUGAGUCAGGGAAUCAACAGGGAUAUAAAGUACAAACAUGGCGAGAUUGAGAUGUCGGCGGAGAAAGCAGCUGAACAGAAAGAAAUGACUCACACAGUAGAAGCUAUACAGUAUCAGAAAAACAGAGCUGCUGAAGAGAAGAAAAUUUUAAACAAAGUGAAAAAAGAAAAGAAAGAAAUGUUGGAAAAACAAAAAAAGAAUGGCACUUGCGAUGACUACCAACCAAUCCCUGUUACCAGUGGCAACAAUAAAACUGGAAGGAAAGAUAGUACUAAGGGAAAUACAUCCCUAACCAAUAUGAAAGAGAACAGCAAUGGUACCAAUAACAAAAAGAAUACAAAGGAGACAACCAAGAAACAGACAAACAUUACAAACAAUAACAACUGCACUGACAAUAAAGGAGAUAAAAAGAGCUGUACUUGCACAGUAAUAUAAUAUUUUGUCAGACUUUAAACAUAUUAUUAGGGUUUCAAAUCUGUCUAUCUAGCAAUUAAUCCUUUUUGUAUACAAUUUCCAAAGGUAAUUAAAAGCUUUGUUCAAAUAUUAAUCUUGCUUACUUUUAAUUUUUCACACGAAAAUAUUUUUCUAUUGAGGUAUUGCAGUGACCUGUUUUGAAUUCUAAUACUAACUCUAUUACAGUCAAUGUAUGUUACAAAAGUGCUGGUUGCAUUAUCAAAUAAC
Messenger RNA from Mytilus californianus (California mussel), 1289 nucleotides. RefSeq lists its product as uncharacterized. Gene Ontology annotation, molecular function: protein binding. The transcript is spliced from 5 exons. Lineage: Eukaryota; Metazoa; Mollusca; Bivalvia; Mytilida; Mytilidae. Bases 9 to 1043 code for a protein of 344 amino acids. The record is from RefSeq and is a predicted model, not a curated record.